CACAUCAUUCGAACUACAGUUCUCUAUCCGAGCAGAUCAUUAACAACCAUCCUUCAAAAUGUUCGCCGAAACCGCUCAUAUUUCCAACUUCAGCGAAGUGCCCGAGAAGCAGUCUCUCACCGGUGCCUCCACCAACAUGAAGAAGCUGCUGAAGACCAUCAAGAAGAUCUUCAGGAGCUCAAAGCCUGCAAAGGAGACCCCGAUCUCCAACGUUCUUCACUCCUGCCACACCGAGGAGGAGCACCAGAACUGGCUCAACGAACAAAUGGAGGCCAAGGCAAUCCACCUCCUCCACUGACUUCUUCUGGGACAAUCUCCUCCAUCGAGUAUCUGUGAUGUGACCCAACUUAGGGUCUAUAAAUCGGCACGUCGGCUUUAAACUCCAACUGUGAUGAUGAGAACACGAGACUGACUGACUUGUGUGCCUCGGAAGCGCCAAACUUCGUCGCUUCCGCCAACUGUACAUAUCAACUAGCUGCUAAAAAGUCUUCAAUAAUGCUUUAACUUAGCUGUAAUCAUUGUCUUCCAUUAGUCUUAAGCGAAUCAUUGUCUUCCAUGUUUGUUUGUUUAGGGUCAAAAUUAGAAUAAGAAUAAAAAUCCCUCGAGGAAAAAAAAAAAAAUAUUAUUG
Drosophila gunungcola (fruit fly) is the source of this 628-nucleotide messenger RNA. RefSeq lists its product as uncharacterized. The record is from RefSeq and is a predicted model, not a curated record. Lineage: Eukaryota; Metazoa; Arthropoda; Insecta; Diptera; Drosophilidae. Bases 59 to 298 code for a protein of 79 amino acids. The transcript has a single exon.